Molecule: messenger RNA, 2759 nt
Organism: Drosophila albomicans
Lineage: Eukaryota; Metazoa; Arthropoda; Insecta; Diptera; Drosophilidae
Gene: indra
Product: zinc finger protein CG2199
Exons: 3
Coding region: 225-2573 (782 amino acids)
Source: RefSeq, a predicted model, not a curated record
UAGUGAGUUAUAAUAUUCAAAAUAUUUUGAACUUUAAACAGCACGGUCCCACUUUUCUUCUUCUUCUGCUUUUGCUAUUAACAGCGUUUCAUUGAUACUGCCUUUUGCGCCAACUUAACGUAAACAUCGGACGGUCACAUUGUUCGUGAAAGAAGAAGGCGAGAAACGUGCUGCGCCAAAUAAAUUGUCAACCAACUAAAAAUAUAAUAAAAUUAGUUUAAAAAAUGAGUGGAAAUGUAAAGAAAGCGGUGGCAGUUUGCGACUAUUGCAAAACUGAGAAGGAUAGCAGCCAGAUCUAUUCAGGCCGCAAACAUUUCGCGGGGUUUAAGAUUGUUGACAUACUUAAAAUUAUCACCAAACUCGAAAUACCAACAAAUACGCCCAUCAAACUGUGCACCAUGUGCAUUUCAACAUUACAUGCUACAAGCGGCGUCAUCGAGCGUGCCGGUGAAAUGAUCAACCAUUUGGUGCCGCUUCCUAAAAAUCAGGCUGGUGUUGCCAAUAAGACCAAUAUUGAAAUUAAUGAUAAACCUAUACAGGUGCCAAGUGAUUCUGAGCCAGAGGAGCCUGACGAACCGACACGUCAAGAGAUAUUUAAUUCACCAUCCAAAAACAUGGCGGCCACAAAUGGAACUUCAACGGUGUUUAAAAAGCAAUUGGACAAAUCUCCAAAAAAACAACUUUUCAGCACUGGAGGUCCCUCUAAACUGAACGAAAGUUUGAAGCACGUGAUAAAAUUAACUCCAGCUGAUGGUGCUGCUAACAAGAGCACAGCCUUUAGCCAAUUGUUUGGCAACAGUGUAAAUCAUAUUUCUGAUAGCGACGGCAGCAGCGAUGAAGAGGAAGAGGCUACCAAGGGGCCCGAAGAGAAGAGGAAUAUUGCCACCAAUUUCGAAUGUAAAUUGUGCGAUUUUACCUCCGUAUAUCCAAAUCCCAUGAAGAUUCACAUGAAAGAUAUACAUGACCAGAAGCGCCCUCGCAUCUACGAUUGCACAAAGUGCCACAAGUGUUUCGGUUUACUUAAAACUUUGAAAGUUCACCUGCUAACACAUGGAAUGGUCGAGGAGAAGGAGAAAGAGAAUAAGAAGGAGAAGGAGAAGGGAGCACCCGAUGUGACACUUGCGCGGCUGACCGCUUUGAAUCCAAAACCAAAAGACUUGAAGAAUGGAGAGCUUACGUUUGCCGUUCAGAACACCAAUUCAUCCACUCCAAAACCUGGCGAACCUCUAAAGGUGAAACCGGUGUCAAUCAAUUCAUUUAAAUGCGAUAUUUGCCACGAAGACAUCAAAGGCAUUAAGGCCUUCCAAAAGCACAUGACGAUUGUGCAUAACAUUGAGAAGCCUAAGAUCUUUAAAUGCCCUGAAUGCGAAUCUGAGUUUAUGCACAAGAGCACCAUGGGGAAGCAUAUAAAAAUGAAGCAUGGCGAAGGGGCGGAGUUGAAUGUUCCGCGCCGUCGCAAGACUAUCGACGAGCGUGCACUACUAGGUAACAUGGAAGGUGGCGAGAAAAUUAAAAAACCAGCAAAAAUUGCGGCUCGUCGCAAGACAGUUGAUGUCAGCAUCGCUUUAGCUGGAAUGUCGCAGGCCAAGAACAAAAAACUGCCGCAAGUCCUUGAAGAAAUGAACAGUGAUAAUGUGGUGACACCUAAAAAGCCAAAGAAAUCCACUCAGCAGCUAAUCACCGAGUCGCUCAAGUCAUCGCCAAAGAUCGCCAAGUUGAGUGACAACAACAACAAAGAGAACGCAGCCAAUCUGCAGAAUGGCACGGCAAUUGAGGAGGCUGCCACAACAAGCAAGAAAAAUGUAUCCAAGAAAGACAUUGAUGUAAUUGACACCUCACAGAUUACACCAUUAAAUACUGAAUCGCCGAAGAAGAAGGCCAAGAAAGACAGCGAGGUGCUAGCCUCUCCGGCACUGAGCGUUGGCACACCAAAGAAGACCAAACCGAAGAAGGACAAAGAUGGAUUCGCCACUCCACAGAACACGCCAAUCGCCACUCCAAACAAGGUGAAGCGCAAGAAGGAUGCACUCGACACAUCACAGUUGUUGAUAAACAAUGGCAAUGAAUCUACCUCCGAGACGCCCAAAAAGUCAAACAAACGCAAGCAUAAGCUAUCGGAAUCAUCGCCAAAGCUUGUUAUCGAUGAGGACUACGAAGAGGAGACCUCAAAGCAGAGCCCGCUCAAGAAGUCAAAACAAGACGAGUUUAUAGGCGAUGAUGAUAUCAUACUAUUCGAGGAGGUGAAUUCCAAUCCAUUGCCACAUCGCCGUGAAAUGCUCGAAUCCAUGUCGCAGGACAGCAUCGACACCAGCUCCGCAUUGUCCUGCAGUCAAUGCAACAAAGUGGUGAGCACCCGCAAGCGUUUGGAUUCCCACAUCCGUAAGAAGCAUUCGGGCCAUCUCAAGUGUCGCGAAUGCUCGCAGAGCUUCACACAGAGCAACGACUUUGUUGGCCACUUUGCUAACUGCGUUGCUUUCGAGCGCUUGGCAUGUGGUGUGCAAAACUGCGACAAGGUCUUUGCAGCAGCAAAUUUCCUUAGCGCACAUCUUAAAAAGAAACACAAGUUUAAUUAAGUGAUUGACCGGACCAGAUUCAAGAUCCAUAAUGGAUGCAAACAUAUCCUACUAGUUCUUAGAAAAUAACGUUGCAACGUUGGCCAUUUGAAGGAUGUCCCACCGACUGAGGUCUAUUUUUAAUUGUUUGUAUAAUUUUACUUAGCAUAAACUUUGUACCUAAAGUACAAAAAAUUGAAACAAUAA